AUUGCAUUGGCAGGCGACUCAAUCCACAGGUUAAUAAACUAGCAUGCUAGCUAGUCUCUUGUAAAAGUGAGGUGUUUUUCUAAGCUCCAUGGACACCUUGAAUAGUAGGAGUGAGCCCCGAUAUUCUGAUGGCGAUCACAACCACUGGCUGAUGGAGAGACCUGAAGACAUGGAUCACAGGAGCCGGGAGGCGUGGCGGCUGGUAGAUGUCCUGCUGUCCGGGGGUGCUCCAUGGGGAUUCACACUCAAAGGAGGCAGAGAGCACCGAGAACCACUGCUCAUCACAAAGGUGGAGGAGGGCAGCAAGGCAGCAGCGGUCAGCCUCCAGGUUGGAGACGAGAUGGUGAACAUCAACCAGGUCCCUCUGAGCGGUUACAGACAGGAGGCCAUCUGCCUGGUCAAGGGAUCAUACAAGACCCUCAAUCUGGUUGUCAAGAGGAGGAAUGAAGCCGUAAGCAGGCCUCACUCCUGGCACGCCACCAAGUUCAACGAGAGCCAAUCAGAGACUGCCAAAACUCAGUCCCCGCCCCUGCCAGUCUGGCAGACCAGAUAUGAUGCAAGCUCCUCCUCUACCAACCUCUCCUCGUCCGGCUGGGACCAGAACCAGACUAACCUACGGCGAGUGUCAGACCAGUUCAGCUCUCUGGGCAGCAUGGACAGUCUAGACGUCUCCUACCCCCCUGGACACCUGUCCCCAGGAUGCCUCUCCCCGGUCAAGUCCAACACCAGCACGGAGCUCCCGGGAGGGGGCAAGAGGGACUCGGCAUACAGCUCCUUUUCCACCAACUCUGGUACCCCAGACUACACCCUCUCCAAGACACCAGACUACACCCUCCCUAAGACACCAGACUACACCCUCCCUAAGACACCAGACUACACCCUCCCUAAGGCACCAGACUACACCCUCCCUAAGGCACCAGACUACACCCUCCCUAAGGCACCAGACUACACCCUCCCUAAGGCACCAGACUACACCCUCCCUAAGGCACCAGACUACACCCUCCCUAAGGCACCAGACUACACCCUCCCUAAGGCACCAGACUACACCCUCCCUAAGGCACCAGACUACACCCUCCCUAAGGCACCAGACUACACCCUCCCUAAGGCACCAGACUACACCCUCCCUAAGGCACCAGACUACACCCUCCCUAAGGCACCAGACUACACCCUCCCUAAGGCACCAGACUACACCCUCCCUAAGAGCAAUGCUGCCUCCAUAGAGAACAUGCUGUAUGAGGUGAGCCAGUGGGAAUCAGGGGGGCGUCCCAGUAACGGCAGACACAGCCUGAGUAGUGAGGGGGUCAGGCAGGAUGAGAGACCAGGGUACCUGCAGCUGGCUGUGGGACUUGGGGCCAGCAUGGACCGGGACAGCCCCAGGACAGAGGAGCAGUCAGGGCCAGGUUCUUCCCACUCCUCCAGCUCUGCUAGGCCUAGCUGCGGUCCCGUCUGGCACGUUCCUGACAAGAAGAAGACCUCCGAUCCCUCUCCUCCCCCACCGCCCGUACGCAGUGACAGUUUCGCUGCUACGAAGUCCCAUGAGAAGGUUCUGGUUAUAGCCUGUCCAGAGGGACCCGGUGCUCACACCCAGCCCAAUGCCCAUGGUAAAGGACUGGACAAAGGAAUGGACUCUGAUAACUCACAAUGUGCCAAUGACUCUCGGCGUAGCCAUCACAACCUACCCUCCAAGAACAACAUGGUCCCUCCUUACAUUUCACCAAAGAACUGUCAUCAGAACCAGGUGAACUGUAACGAGCUGUGCUCUCUAUCCAGUAGUGAUGUCAGGCUGGGCCAGCCCCACCCUACCUACCUGCCCUGCCACCAGAGACAGUACAGUAAUGAGAGCUCUCUCUACUCCCACCCCAGGACUUGGUCUGUCCCCAAACAGCAGAACGUCAGCGGCUGCUACAGCAGCAUGCAGGAGCUCCCCACCAACGAAAAUGCACAGAACACCCAGCUCUACAGCCAGACCCCAGACAGCACUGAAGACAGCCGGUACUACUGUGUGACGGCCAGACAGCCUGGUCAACCGGUCACCCAGGCCCUGCUGGUCAAGACUGACGAAAGGAGUGGUGGAGGGGGCAGAGAGGAGGGUGUGGAGGGUGGCGGUGAAAGGAGGAGUGCAGUGAGCAUCGUACAGGGUGGAGGAGAUAAGAAGUCACUCACUCCCCUGGGGUCAGGGGGUUCCAGUGGGGAGACUGUAGAUCUCUCCAGUAACCAGUGCACCAGGACCGACCGGUACGCCACCACCCUGAGGAAUGAGAUCCAGAUGAGACGAGCCCAGCUGCAGAAGAGUAAGAGCGCUGCCUCCCUGAGUGGACCCUGUGAGGCGGAGGAGGACCAUGAGGUGCCAGAGGUCUGGAGGCCCAAAGACACCACCUCUUCUUCAGAUGGCUCCUUCACCUCCACCUAUAAGGAUCAUCUGAAGGAGGCGCAGGCCCGUGUGCUGAAGGCCACCUCCUUUAGAAGGAGAGACCUGGAGCCUGUUCUUCUGGAGCACCCUGGGGCGGAGGCAGGGUCCCCGCCGGACUACUCCUCCUCUGGUCUGGGGAGGAGCGACAACUCUAACCCCCUGUCCAGCCUCUCUGAGGGCCUCCCAGCCAGGUCUGGCUCUGCCCAGAGUCAGGUGACCCGUAUCGGAAGCAGGAAGCGUUUCACCACGGAGAAGAAGGUCCGGUGUUUCUCUGAGCCAGACAAAAUCAAUGAGGUGGGGGUGGAGGAGGAGCUGACCCCCCCUGAGGCUGCAGGCGCCUUGCUGAACCGACGCUCCACCGCCAGACCUGCCUUCACCAGACCCCUCCCUAAAACUGCCCUGCCAGGCCCUGUAGAGGACUGGGGAGAGGGCAAAGAGAUAGCCAGGGGUGAUUGUGACAUGUCCAGCGGCAGGAAGGCACAGAGAGAGUGUCAGGGACAGGACCACAGACAGCAGAGACUGGAGCUACAGAGACUGGGGACCUUUGCUGAGUACGAGACCACCUGGAACACCCAGAGGAAAGCAGCUGAGACCAGAGGCUCAGGACGCUCCCACUCUGCUGAUAACAUCCUGGAUCCUGGAGGAGAUGGCAGGACCAAACCAGCCCCAGUCCACGAGAGGUCCUCACCCUCCGCUGACUUCUAUGACAAGAGCCACGUUCCAGGGAGGAAGUCAGCAGAAUAUUCCCAACUGGAGAGCCAACCUGCCCAACAGGACAACAACACCACUGCGAGGUUGUCUGACAGAUGUCGUGUUGGAGAAUUCAGAGGAAGAGUGAAGAGAGAGAAGGCUCUGGAACCUCUGGAGCUGAAAGACUUCCCAGAACCCCCUCCACCCGUGACCAACGAGGAGAGCCCUGACAUCAGAUCCACCGCUGCCCCCUACGACCCCCUCCCUGUAACUUCUGCCCCCUGCCCUGCCUACCACAGACCCACAUCCAUCUCUUACCAGCCCCUGGAAACUGACCUCCCUCCCCCAGAUGAGUCCUACACCGAGCCCCAGACCUCAAUGCCCCAGCUUUAUACCCAGCUCCAGUCUGGUACCAGGAGGAAGGGUCCGAUCCCCCCACCCAGACAAGACCAUUCAAGACAUUCACAGAACACCCACUCCCAGGAGUCUCUGUCUGGCUCUCAGGGCGGAGCUUCCGCCUCCCACGCCCCGGUCUCCUCCCACUCCCCAAGGGGGGAUUCUGAGCAGAGCAGAGGUUUGGUGGAGAGGGAGCAGGAGGCGGUACCCCAGGUAGUGCCAUCCAAUCCCGGUCCAGCCCUUCCUGCCCUGCCCAGUAUGGAGUGCCAUCGUUCUCCCUCUCCUCAGUUUGCUCCUCCUCAGCUGACAGACAAGCCUCCUGUCUCUCUCCAGCAGCACCAUGACAACCCUGUCUCUCUCUCUGUCUGUCUGCACUAUGACCAAAACGACAGGAUGGAGAAUGUGAUGGAGCCAACCAGUGUGAGGAAGGUUCCUAUAAAGAUUGUUCACUCAGAGAGCGAGAAGGAGAAGGAGAGUCGACAGUACCUGCUGCGUCACAGUCACUCCACAGUGGAAGAAGCCCAGGGGCCCGGUCUGGUCCCCCUCAGCAGCCUGGGGACCUCAGGGUCCCCGGAACAGUCCUACUCUCUGUUCUGUGCCUACAGCCGGCAGAGGGACCAGGGGCCAGAGAUAGAGAAGACACUGGCUCCACCCAGCUACCCAGCCCCAGAACUGCCUACAUCCCCACCCCUUUACCAAACUCCAACCCAUGAGAUGGACCUGGAGCAACACAGAGACACACACAUGGGUCCUCUCAGGGUCCACAACAGCCAAAUGGCAGUCCUGGCCACAUCCCCACCCAGCCGGCAGACCACCUCGGACCCAGACCCCCCCAGCGGUAACUGUGUGUUCCCUCCCGUCCCUCUCCCCCACUCUGAGGAGGAUGUGAAGAGAGAGCAGCUGGCCAGAGACAUCAUGAAUAAGGACCGGUCCCUAGCUGACAUCUUGGACAAGAGCUGGAGGAGGACCACCAUGGACGUGAUGGAGGGACUCUUUCCCCAGGGAGAAGUGCUGCUGGAGGGGAAGGAGAGGAGGAAUGUGUCCCCCAAACACUCCUCACCACGGUCUUCAGAGGACAGAGACAUCCUGGAUCGUCACACGUGA
Salvelinus namaycush (lake trout) is the source of this 4600-nucleotide messenger RNA. Its product is annotated as protein Shroom2-like. Lineage: Eukaryota; Metazoa; Chordata; Actinopteri; Salmoniformes; Salmonidae. The record is from RefSeq and is a predicted model, not a curated record. Gene Ontology annotation, molecular function: actin filament binding. Gene Ontology annotation, cellular component: apical plasma membrane; apical junction complex; cortical actin cytoskeleton. The coding region runs from base 89 to 4600 and encodes 1503 amino acids. The transcript has 9 exons. Gene Ontology annotation, biological process: actin filament organization.